Molecule: messenger RNA, 758 nt
Organism: Lethenteron reissneri (Far Eastern brook lamprey)
Lineage: Eukaryota; Metazoa; Chordata; Hyperoartia; Petromyzontiformes; Petromyzontidae
Source: RefSeq, a predicted model, not a curated record
CAUCGAUGGCAUUCUCAACCCUCAGCUAUCUAGCCCCUUCUGGAACAUUAUCUUGAGGUCGUGAUGAUGGUGGUGAUGGUGGUGAUGAUGAUAAUGGUGGGAUCUCUCUUCAUCUUUACAACAGAGGUUGAUGCCGCCUUGGUCUGCACUACUCCUUUCAGCGACAAGUUCAAGGACGUUUCCGCGUCCCCCGGCGGGAUCCUCAUCGGCGUUGGGAGCGACAGAGACGUCAAAAUCUGGUCCAGUUGCUCUUGGCGAUCGAUGGGGGCGAUGUUUGAUCGGAUAUCGAUCGGUGGCCGAGGUCGGGGUGCCGCAACGUCGAGUGGAGACCUCUACGCAUGGGCGAGAACCGACGACUGGAACGUGUACUACUACCACGGAUACGCGUGGUACCAUGUGAUGGUUGGCGUACAGUCAUUCACGGGCGGAGCCCCGGGCUACAUCUACGCCACCGGUGAAAGGGACGGCUAUUUCAGCGUCAUCUGUGACAGGGCGCCCGCGCCUGGCGAGCACCCGUCCCGGAUUACGACCUCGAAAAGUCUCUUGAAUAUCAUCGCCAGCGUCUACGCCGUAGGCUGCUCGCCCAACGAAUGCUGGGCCUGCGACUCCUCAUCCCGUAUGUGGCAUAAGCCCAACGUUGACUGCGCCAACACGACGUGGGUGAGGGGUCCAGACCCUCCGGCUUUAGCCAAGAAAAUAGAGGUGGACUCCGCGGGUGGAGUCUACCUCCUCGGAAUCGAUGCACGACUCUACUACAG